GAUUUUCUUCUUCUUGGCAGUUUUUUUUAUGCACGUGGCCCCCUUUGUAUAGUUUUUUGGUAUGGCAGGUCCUUUUGGUUUAAACCCCUAUUUCCUUGGGAUUUUAUGCAAUUUAUCCUUUUGGCUUUCAAAUGGGCUUUCUUGGGUUUCCCGAUUCUUCUUUCUCUUUUUUGUUUCUUUUUUUUUUUUUCUUUCUUUUUGCUUUUUCGUUUUCUUCCUUUUUGAGAAAGACUUCUUUAAUCUUGUGAUUUGAUCAGGCCAGUUGUCUUGUGAUGGCCGUUAAUCCUUCUGCUUUCGGUUCUGUUUCGAACCCUGCUUCCAACUCUAUUCCGAUCCCUACUUCCGGUUCUGUUUCGAUCCUUGCUUCCGUUGGUUCUUGCGUUUUCUUUCUUUUUUGCCAUUUUUCUGUUUUGAUGGAGGAGAAUCCUUCAAAAUCUGUUGUUAUGGCUCCAAUUGCUUGGGAUAUUGCCGAGAUGGGGGUGGAUCCCAUUGUCAGAGUGGGCCUUUCUUCUUUUGAAUCCAAGUGUUUUGAUGUUUUCCAUUUUCCUAGCUGGUUUGUGGUGAAGGAUGCUUUACGUCAUGUAGAGAGGAAUCCCAUGACCCUUCAUUUUCCAAUGGAGGAGCGUUGCAUCCAAGAACAACACCACCUUCAUCACCUCAAUCCUUCUAUCUCCAGCUCCUCCAAACACUCCCCCAAUUCCAACUGCCGAGAUCGUGAAAGGAGGCGAGACAGGGAACACUGCUCGGAAUGCUACAAUUGCCAGCACGAAGAGGAAGCCAAGAAGCGUGAGUGUGCGUGGUUGGAGAAAUUGGCAGAUCAAGAUCGUGAGAAGGAGUUGAAGGUCAUUAAAGAAUAGUAUAUUGGAUCAAAAUCCUCACAAGGCCCAACUCUUGUUUGGACAAGGGUUCCAAGCCGAAGUUGACCAGAGGGAGUAGAGAAAGCUUGCUGCCAAGAAUGUGAGAGAGAUGUAGUCCCUUGCUAAGUUGAUUGUGUUUGAUUGCAUCUUUGAGUUUGAGAGCAUGGAUGUUGCUAUGUAGGUUUAAGCUGAUCCAAGGUUGAAGAAAGUUUAUGAUUAAGG
Rubroshorea leprosula is the source of this 1079-nucleotide messenger RNA. The record is from the annotation of a GenBank genome assembly. Lineage: Eukaryota; Viridiplantae; Streptophyta; Magnoliopsida; Malvales; Dipterocarpaceae.